CUCGCAUCGCCUAGUAAGCCAAAGUCUGCGCUGUCAGCUGCUGGGGCAGGGACAGGAGGCCGUGUACGUGCGGUGGCAGCGGUAGUUGCGGCGGUCGCUCUGAAAUCGUCCGUCGUUGCAUCUUCUCGUCGUCGUCGUCGGACGUGGAGGAGGAGAGCGUCACGACUCGCACAGGAGGUGGAGGAGGUGGCGGCGGUCGAGGCGGUGUCCUCCAUGGCCCCGCGCAUCCGAUGCUCGGCCCUCCCGUCGCGCCGUCGCCUGCUGCUGCCCGCGUGCGUCCUGGGCCUCAGCCUGGCCGUGGCGCUGCAGCUGUGGCAGGCGCUGGCGCCGCGCGUCGCCGUGGAGAUUCCCCGGCUCGGCCUGAAGCCGCUGAGCGGACAUCUCGAGCGGCUCUUCUGGUCGGGCCACGACGACGAAGGCCUGCGGCAGAGCGACGCGGCCAAUGGCAACUCGUCGUCAGCGUCGUCAUCGCCCGCGUCGCUGAUAGAGCUGGCGAGGGAGCUCGGCGGGCGUGUGCUCACGAUGAGAGACGACCACGAGGAAUACUUCGUCAGGACGCCCGCCGGAGCGCUCUGCUUCCGCGAGGGCUCCCUCCACCCGGAGGCGCCCUCCUCCCUCCCGGCUCCCGUCGGCGCCGUCGGCGGCGUCGGCCUCGAGCCGAACGCGAGCUCCGGCCCGAGCGCGCCGCCCGCGGCGGGGUGCGCGUGCCGCGCGGGCUGGCACGGCCGCCACUGCUCGGUGCCCUCCGUGGUCCACUACUCGAACCUGGGCGCGCGGCACCGCGCAGCGCUCGCCCCGCGCGCCGCGCCGCGCCGCGUCGUCAACGCCGUGAACGUGAACCACGAGAUGGAGCUGCUGGAGGCGCGGCUGCACGAGCUCAACGACACCGUGGACGUCUUCCUCGUGUGCGAGUCCAACUUCACGGCCUUCGGCGAGGUGCGCCGCCUCCACUUCCUGAGCGCCCUCCUGUCGGGCGCCUUCGACUUCGUCCGCCACAAGAUCCACUACGUCUUCCUCGACCACUUCCCGAGCGGCGGGCGCGCCGACGGCUGGAUCGCCGACGAGUACCUGCGCACGUUCGCGACGCGCGACGGCCUCGCGCGCCUCUCGGGCCUCCGCGACGACGACGUGUUCGUCAUCAACGACGCCGACGAGCUGCCCUCCCGCGAGGCGCUGCUCUUCGCGCGCCUCCACGACGGCUGGCCCGAGCCCUUCGCCCUGCACCUGCGGCGCUCGCUCUACGGCUUCUUCUGGAAGCAGCCCGGCUCGCUCGACGUGCUCGCGGGCAGCACGGUGGGCGCCCUCCGCGAGGUGUACGGCGGCGACGGGAUCAUGCUGCGGCGGCGCCACUACUACGACAUGCCGCGCUUCCGCGACUACGAGCGCCGCAGCGGCACGCGCAUGGAGCAAUGGUCGGUGGGCACCGCGUCGCGGCACGCCGGCUGGCACUGCUCGUGGUGCUUCCCGCCCGAGGGCGUGCGGACCAAGCUGGUGUCGGCGCAGAACGGCGACUUCCCGCGCUGGGGAGACUACCCGGAGAAGCUCGACUUGGACUUCAUCAAGAACCUGAUCCGCACGGGCGGUUGGUUCGACGGAACCGGGGCCGGGAUGCUGCCGAUCGCGAACCCCGCGGAGAAGAUGUACGCGCCGUGGUACGUGCUGGAGAACCCCAAGAGGUUUGGCCACCUGCUGCGGAACCCAUACCUCUAGCGCACGCUAGGCCGACAGCGCGGUUCCUGUGGAAAACGCGGCGACUGCCGCUGGGGGUUGUUGUCCCACCUCCGGCAACCUCUCGGCGACAUCGUGAGAAGAGAAACUUGCUUGGCUUGUUCGUGAGCCAGUUCCGUCUCUCCGUCAUUCGCGGCACGCGCAGGGGGGAUGGGGGGGCGGGUCGUCUCACGAAGUGUCCUCGCUCCUUUGCUUGGAUUUGAAGUUUCUCAUCUCUCCAAGUUGCUCUGCAAUGUUUAAAGUCAAGAGCUGGGAGUAGUUUUAUUUUCUGUAAAUACCAACCUGACUCUCCUACCCCUUGUCUGUUGUUUGUGUUACGCUCGCGCGUGCGGGUGUGUCUAUAUCGGCCACGUUCAUCUGAAGAGGCACCGAGCUGCUGGUGCGAUACAUUUAAACUUGAGGUUGCGCAAGUUUAGAUAACGAAGACUGACCCCGCCCCUUUUAACGUAUUGGCGUGAGAACCUCUCCCAUGGAGUGUCCUGAGUUUACACGUCACUCUUGUGCGAAUGUUAAAUUGACACGAAAAAAAUAUUUUGUACCAACGGUUCUGUGCCAUCAUCAUCAUCAUCACGAGUAAUGGAACAAGCGUCCAGGGUGAUGUGAUGGUUGUGAUGGUUGUGAUGGAUGUGAUGGAUG
Petromyzon marinus (sea lamprey) is the source of this 2364-nucleotide messenger RNA. RefSeq names its product beta-1,4-mannosyl-glycoprotein 4-beta-N-acetylglucosaminyltransferase (gene MGAT3). Gene Ontology annotation, biological process: N-acetylglucosamine metabolic process. Gene Ontology annotation, cellular component: membrane. The record is from RefSeq and is a predicted model, not a curated record. Gene Ontology annotation, molecular function: beta-1,4-mannosylglycoprotein 4-beta-N-acetylglucosaminyltransferase activity. Lineage: Eukaryota; Metazoa; Chordata; Hyperoartia; Petromyzontiformes; Petromyzontidae.